Molecule: messenger RNA, 2661 nt
Organism: Grammomys surdaster
Lineage: Eukaryota; Metazoa; Chordata; Mammalia; Rodentia; Muridae
Gene: Gpr65
Product: G protein-coupled receptor 65
Exons: 2
Coding region: 516-1529 (337 amino acids)
Biological process (GO): G protein-coupled receptor signaling pathway
Cellular component (GO): membrane
Molecular function (GO): G protein-coupled receptor activity
Source: RefSeq, a predicted model, not a curated record
AACCCUGCUGGUUUCUCUUCUUGAUACAAGCAGAUUUGCCAGCCUCCUCAGUCAAGAGAAGCAUCCCACCAGAAACAGGGGAACAGGACACUUUUAAAAGAAUGCCAAAUGGUAUGAAAAUAAAACCAGAAUAUUCACAUUUGCACCAAUCUCCAAUCUCCUGUAAGAUUCAAAAGGACAAAUGAGAGGCGGUGACCUUUUGCGAUAGCUAAAAUCCCAUGCUACUGAACAUGAAGACUUCUGAUGGCUAAAUCCCAUUAAGUUCUUUAAGUCACCCCCCAGAGCUUGGAUCCCAAUGUCUAGCAGUAAUAAUCUGUGUAAAAAUUUGAUCUAUAACCACUCUCUAAAUGUGUGGAUGAUUUGAUCAGAACGUCAAAAGACAAGGAAGCCUUGAGAGAAACGAACCUUAAUAAAGAGAACAUAACAUUGAAAACAUACAAGGCAAGGUUCCUUUUCCUGUUUACAGCCUAAGAAGUAAUGUAAUUGCCACUGUAAAAAAAAAACAAAAACACAAAAUGACGAUGAACAGCACCUGUGUUGAAGAACAGCAUGACCUGGACCACUAUUUGUUCCCAGUGGUCUACAUAUUUGUGUUUAUAGUCAGCGUUCCAGCCAACAUCGGAUCUUUAUGUGUAUCCUUUCUGCAAGCAAAGAAGGAAAAUGAACUAGGAAUUUACCUCUUCAGUCUGUCACUGUCAGACCUGCUGUAUGCCCUGACGCUGCCUCUCUGGAUAAAUUACACUUGGAAUAAAGACAACUGGACCUUCUCUCCCGCCUUGUGCAAAGGAAGUGUUUUCUUCACCUACAUGAACUUUUACAGCAGCACAGCGUUCCUCACUUGCAUUGCCUUGGACCGCUAUUUAGCAGUCGUCUACCCUCUGAGGUUUUCCUUUCUAAGAACAAGAAGAUUUGCGUUUAUUACCAGCUUGUCUAUCUGGAUAUUGGAAUCCAUCUUUAACUCUAUCCUUCUGUGGAAAGAUGAAAUGAGUGUUGAGUAUUGUGACGCGAACAAAUCUAAUUUCACUCUCUGCUAUGACAAAUACCCUCUGGAGAAAUGGCAGAUAAACCUCAACCUGUUCAGGACGUGCAUGGGCUACGCAAUACCCUUGAUCACCAUCAUGAUCUGCAACCAUAAAGUCUACCAAGCUGUGCAGCACAACCAAGCCACGGAAAACAGCGAAAAGAGAAGGAUCAUAAAGUUGCUUGCUAGCAUUACGCUGACUUUCGUCCUAUGCUUUACCCCCUUCCACGUGAUGGUGCUCAUCCGCUGCAUUUUAGAGGGCAACAUGAACUUCAGCGACGAGUCUGGAAAGCAGACAUUCACGGUGUACAGAAUCACCGUGGCACUGACGAGUCUAAACUGCGUCGCCGAUCCAAUUCUGUACUGUUUUGUGACUGAGACAGGGAGAGCUGAUAUGUGGAACAUGUUGAAAUCGUGUACUAGGAAACACAAUAGAUACCAAGGACAAAAAAGGGACAUAUUUUCUGUGUCCUCAAGAGAUAUGGUAGAAUUAGAGAUUAUGGAAUGAAAGGUGGAGGCCAUUUACAUGGUAUUGCAUAAUGGAAAUUAUAUUUUGGAAAAGAAACCUGACAUAGGAGAACCAAGUGCAAAUACUUUAGUCUACCCCAGUAGAAAUAUUUUUAAGGUACAUUGUACGACUCCUAUGUUGACUUUAUUAAGUAAGGUAUGGCAAUGUAUUAUCUUGUAUGUAUUCUAACGACUAGGCAUCAUUGAUUCAGUACCAAUUCUCUGUGCUAUAACCCCUAAGAGUCGUGUAGGACUGUUGGUCUUUAAAUCAGUGGCCAUUCUAUCUGAUGAUUAUGAUUUUUUGUUGUUGCUCUGUCUUCGGAUUUUCAGUCUGUCUGUGCCAGUUUUCUCAUCUGUAUACACCUGUCUUCAACAAAUGUAACUACUAAAUACUCCUAAUCACACUCAUUAACAAGUAUUUGAAGCCACUCCGUGCACUGGGAUUUUCCAUUCGGUACUUACUGGGGUUAUAGAAGAAAUCUUCUCAUGAACUCUCAUGGAAUUUACAUACAUUCGGGGAUGUAGUCACAGAGUCACAUAUAGUAAAAGUAAAUGGAUUUUGUAUUUUGGUCUUGAUUUCUUUAUAUUUACAGCUGCAUAUACGAUCAUUGAAACUGACAGAAGUUUCCUUCCAGACAAAUAGAUAUUUAUAGGCAAUCUUAUACUCAUAGACCCCCCCCCUUUUUACUUAUAAUAUGAAAAAGAAGUUUGAUAAAUCUUCCAAGUCUUCACUGUGGAAUUGACCCUGCCUAGUUUUAAGUAGGCCCUGGGUAGACAUUUCUUUUAAACAAAGACUAUUUGAAGGUUUUUCUACCCCACUUUCUCCUUUACUCCUUCUCUUUCUUCUCUUCCCUAUAUAUUCUUUCUCUAUAUGCAAAAAUAAUCAGCUAGUAAGUGGCUUGAUGUCACUUUGGUCUUUUCCAUUGUGAAACAAAAGCUUGACAAUCACAAGGACUGAUAUCUUUGCAGCAGGACGUGUGCAUAAAUGGCGGUACUUUUCCAUCGGUCUUCCAUGAUGAAGUAUGCACACUGUGGAAAGCUACUUUGCCUUGGUGCUGUAUAUCCAUGUGCCGCAUUUUCCAGUCAAAAUGCUGUCAUAGAGUUAAUAAAUCCUGUGUGCACUCUGAGACAUA